CAAUUUUGCUAGCUACACUACGGCGUACAGCAACGAGCAGCUGGUAGUUGCAAUAUGUCUGUUAUAAACAAAAUCGAUCAUUACCAGCGAAAUAUAGAGAAAUGUGGCGAUAAUUUGGAUCGAAUACUGCAUUGCAUUACAAAGUUGUACAAUCUACCUGUAACGGUACAGCAUCUUCAAGAGACUGGAGUAGGAAGAACUGUGAAUGGUUUAAGAAAGUAUGAUGGUGCAGUAGGUGAUGCUGCCAAAGCUUUAGUAGCAAAAUGGAAGGCAAUGGUAGUAGAUGAAUAUUCCAGCGGAGAAGACGAAGAUGAAGGUUGUGUAACAACUGAAAAUUGUACCGACAACUACGAUUCACUGAAAAUAGAAGAAACAGAAGAAACUGCAGAGAACAUUGUGGACGAAGCACAAGAAAUGAAACGUAUAUAUGAAGACAGUAAGAGUGAAAUGUCUGUAGAGCAAAGUAUAAAACAUAUGUCCAAAUUAAAAGAACAAAGCCCAAAGGAUCUGGAGGACAAGAGCAGAAGACAUGAGAAAAAUAGUCAUUCUUCUCAUGAGAAAAAUAAACAUUCACAGAUUGAGAUGAAAUCCAAAGAAUCCAGGAGCAGCAAGAGUAGUUCAAGAAAGGAUGAAACUCAUAAAUCUAAAGAGCAUAAUCACAGCAAGAAUGAUCUAGAGAAAGCAAGUGACAAAUUGACAAAAAAUAGCACCAGUGGCACUGGUAGCGAGAGCAUUGGCGCAAGGAGAACUCUUGACUCAAGUUCCUUGAAGAGAGAAAGCAAAAGAACCAAACUGUCUGAUAUUAAAAGUAACGAUGAGACACCACAGUUAUUUAUUUCAGAAAAAAAUCAUUCUUCGAUAAAAUUUUCCGAAAUUAAGAUAAAGGUAGAGAGUGAUAAGGACAAAUCAAAUGUUAAACAGGAAAAGGAAAAGAGAAGCUUUCAAGAGGAAUCAAAGAGCAGUUCCAGUAAGCUCAAGUUGCAAGAUUCGAGUAAUAAAGUAAAGGACAACAGUGAAAGACAUAAACAUAAAAAAGAGUCUAUAGAUCAUAAAAAGCUUGAUACAAAAAGGGAUUCCAAUCAUCAUUCCAGCAAGGAAAUAUCCGAAUUGAAAGUUUCUUCUAGCAGUAAGGAUCAUGUCAAAAGCAAGGACAAAGACAAAAAACGAGAACACAAAGAGGAUAAAAGUAACCAUGGAAAAAAGAAAGAAAUGAAAAUGCGUUUAUCACAGGAGAUAACCAGUAAUGAAGGAAUAGAUUGCAAUUCUGGUGCAAGUUUUGCAGAAGCACUAGGCAUGUGCACCAUGCCUCAACCGUCGAGGAAACGUAAUUAUAGUUCCUCUAAUCAUUCACGUAAGGCAAUUAAAACAGAAAUAACGUCGCCUCCGAGUAAGAAAAAGCAGCCACCAGUAAAAAUCGAGCCAGAUUGCAACGACGAUCCAAAUCCACCGUCUCUCUUGGCGUCGAACGUGAAGCUGGAACCACUUAAUGUAGACUUAGCAUCCACAUUACCUGAAAUCAGCCCUAAUUACAAACCACUACCACACAUCAAUCCUAUACAGCGCAAAGAAGAAGCAAAGUUUGUCGAUGACGUUAUUCACGUAAAAAAUCAAAGGACAAAAGUGUACUCUGGUAACAAGGUCGGUUACACGAGUGUGCCAUCGUUGUGCGAAUUGAGCAUGAGAGUGUUGAUUGAAAAUAUUGAUGCUCUCGAGUUUACCGGUGGUGUACCGUACGACAUAAUAAAGCCAGUCUUGGAACGUGCCACGCCCGAUCAGUUAUUUACGCUGGAACACUAUAAUCCAUAUCUCAUAGAGGAUACGGGCACGCUGUGGCAGUUCCACUGUAAUCGUGAGUUCAGGAACAAGCAAAGGCAGGAAAUGGAGUCGUGGCGUGAGAUGUAUAUGCGUUGCUUAGACGAGAGAGAAGCGAAACUGAAGACAUUAACUGCCAACAUCAAGCAAUCCAUCGACAAGUCUGUCCCAGUGAGAUCUGCCAAACUUGCAUAUGUGGACAAUGUCGUGAAGCCACCGCGAAAUGUGCUGAAGAAACAGGCGAAAUAUGGCACGGCUAAUGAUACGCCUGCCACGGUAUCGAGCCUUAAGAAAAAGUUAGUUGGCGGUGGUGGAACUAAUAACGCGACAAACAUCGCGGUGCCACCACCGCCGAUGUCACGCUUUAAAACGUCAACAUCAACCAACGUGAAGAAGACUAAAGCACCGCUCAUGGCGAAGGCAUUGCAGUUGAUAAAAGGACGUUACAAACGACUUCGCUUACGGCCAGAAGAUAUUCGAUAACCUCGGAAAAGUAAGAGCGAUAACGAUGCUG
Molecule: messenger RNA, 2326 nt
Organism: Harpegnathos saltator (Jerdon's jumping ant)
Lineage: Eukaryota; Metazoa; Arthropoda; Insecta; Hymenoptera; Formicidae
Gene: EloA
Product: transcription elongation factor elongin A
Exons: 9
Coding region: 55-2295 (746 amino acids)
Biological process (GO): transcription elongation by RNA polymerase II
Cellular component (GO): elongin complex; nucleus
Source: RefSeq, a predicted model, not a curated record